AUGGCACCGCAGGCAACGACGUCGAGCGACUAUAAGCCCGAGGCCGAUGGCUCCAAGUUCCACCACCUCUCUUCGACGCUGCCCUUUGGCCAGCCCGUCCCGCUCGCCUCCAUCGCCGGUCCUGCGUACGUGACGGCCCAGCUCCUCGUUCAGCAGAUUGCCUACAAGCUCUCGGACAAAAUCUACUCGUACUCCCCCGAGACUUUUGAUCUCGACAUUGCCGCCAGCCAAUGGGCCGCUGAAGGUGAAAAAAACGUGCACGGAUACGUGCCCUCGGUGCUUCCGCUGCAGGCCCGAACGGGUGCCGGCGCGCUCGCCCUAGGCUACAUUUUCUCCCCCGACUUUGACGUCUCCAAGAGGCAUAUCCCCCAGACCCUGCUAGCUCCCUCGGGCUGCCUGCAGCAGCUGCGUGGAACCCUGGACCAGCUCUCUCUGCUCUACGCACUCUCGAGCCCCUUCGUCGCCCACGUUGCUGCCGUUGACUAUUCUGCCAAGGACGGCCUGGUGACCAACUACGAUGCUGCCCUGCGAGUGGCAGACGACCUUGGCCUUGGACUCGUCACCAGCUUGUCGGCCUACGAGGCCCAGCACAUGUCUCUCUUCUCCACCCUCCUCGCCACCGUCGUCCCGACCCUGCAUCUGUACGACGGCCUUCGCGUCGGCAGGGAGACGUUGCGCGUUGUCGACGCCCUGAGCGAGUCUGCCGUCGCCGACUUGUACGCCACCCUGUCUGCCGAGGCCGGCAAGCUGAACAGGCGCCUGGACCCGGCCGGCAAGCUCAUGCAGCUUCUCAGCCUCUUCAACGAUGAGCUCGGUACAGUCUACGAACCCUUCGAGUACCACGGCCACGAGAGCCCCGACGUCGUCUUGGUCGCCUUCGGCAGUGUCGAGACCCAAGUGGCCAAGCAGACGGUGAACAAGAUCGCCGCCAGUGGCGCCCGGGUUGGCGUCGUCAACGUCCGAGUCUAUCGUCCCUUUGUCGAUGAGGCCUUCCUCGACGCCCUUCCCGCCUCCACUCGUACCAUUGCCGUCCUGGGCCAGGUCCAUGCCGAAGUCGCCAACGAUGACGAGGCCGCCCGGUCCGCCUUGUACGGGGACGUUUUGUCUGCCGUCACCUUCUCCCGCCGCUUCGAGCAUGAACCUCAUGUUCUCGACAUAAAGUACUCGCCCGACCAGAACUUGAACCCGCAAGGCUUGGUCGACACUCUUCACAGAAUCUUUCGCAACGAUGGCGAGCCGAGGACGCUGCCGUCGCUCGUCGACGCCCUGCAGUAUACUUUCUGGGACGUCGACGAUGCAGCCACUGUCGGCUCCCCUGCCACCAUCGGCCGUGUUCUGUCCAAGGAUUCUAGCGCCAACGUCUAUGUGCACACCACCUUUGACAAUCUCACUCUAGGCGGUGUUGUGCGAACCGACGUGCGAGCGUCCAGGAUGUCGCUCGAGGCCCCGUACGAUGUUGUCGAGGCCAACGUCGCGGUCAUUGGCGAUGAGAAGCUUCUCACCGAGGUCGAUGCUUUGAACAGCGUCGUUGAUGGCGGUAAGGUGAUCCUGAAGUUGCCAAACUUCAAGCCCGCCGAUGCGGACGCGAGGCUUCCCGCGGCAUUCCGAAAGAGCCUUCGGAAGAAGGACAUCGCCUUGUUUGCCUUGGACCCUGGUCUCUCGCCAGCCUUUGACAAGGACCCCCGGUCAACGAAGCUUCUGCUGGAGUUGUCCUUUCUCCACCUUGCUCGCCCGCAGCUGACGGUCGAGGACUUUGGCAAGCUCUUCCUCGUCGAAGGUGACCUACCUCCUCUGGACGAGUGUGUCGGUGCCGUCGGCCAGUGCCUGAGCAAGCUCGAGGUGCCCGCAGAGUGGGCUGAAGCUGCACUCGAUCACGAUGUGCCCCAGCUGCCCACGUCACUACAGCCGAACAGCUUCGUCGCCUUCCAAAAGGAAGAGGGCGAGGUGGCCUCGGACAAGCGAGAUUCGCACGCGGCCGCCAAGGGCGUCGUAUUCAAGGAGGCGUACGGGAUGCGAACCGGCCUGCGUCCCGACCUCACGGUGAAGACGGCGACGAUCCGCGUCAAGGAGAACCGUCGGCUGACGCCUGAGGAUUACGACCGCCACAUCUUCCACAUAGAGUUUGACCUCGGCGAUUCCGGCCUCACGUACAAGAUCGGCGAGGCCCUAGGAAUUCAUGCCGACAACGACGAGGAUCAGAUCGACGACUUUGUCAAGUCGUACGGGCUUAACGCCGACGACCUCAUCCAGGUACCCGCGCGCGACGACGUCAACGCCGUCGAGGUGCGAACCGUUUACCAGGCCCUGGUCCAAAACGUCGACAUACUUGGCAAGCCGCCAAAGAAGUUUUACGAAGCCUUGGCCGAGCACGCCACCGACCCGACGGAGAGGAAGAAGCUCGUGGCCCUAGGCAGCGCCGUGGGUGCCGCGGAUCUGAAAAGGCUCACCGAGGUCGACAUGGCAACCUACGUCGACGUCUUGGACGAGUUCCCAUCCGCGAGACCCGACAUCCACGAGCUCAUCAAGAUUGUGAGCCCCCUCAAGCGGCGCGAGUACUCGAUCGCGUCGGCGCAGGCCGUCACGCCCACAUCGGUGGCCCUCAUGAUUGUCGUCGUCAACUGGGUCGACUCCAAGGGGCGCGCCCGCUACGGUCAGGCAACACGCUACCUGUCUCGGCUGCAGCCAGGGGCUGCCGUCACCGUCUCCGUCAAGCCGUCGGUCAUGAAGCUUCCGGCGAGGGACACGGCGCCGCUCAUCAUGGCCGGCCUCGGCACGGGGCUCGCGCCGUUCCGCGCUUUCGUGCAGUACCGCGCCAUGCAGAAGGCUCAGGGCAAGGAGAUUGGAUCCAUUCUUCUGUACCUUGGCUCACGGCACCAGCGUGAGGAGUACCUCUACGGUGAGGAGUGGGAGGCCUAUCUCGCCGCCGGCGUCGUGACGCUCGUCGGCAGCGCCUUCUCGCGCGACCAGCCGCAGAAGAUUUACAUACAGGAUCGGAUGCGUCAAACCCUCGACGAAAUUGUCAAGGCCUACGUCGAAGAGGAAGGCAGCUUCUACCUGUGCGGUCCGACCUGGCCCGUGCCGGACGUGACCGAGGUGUUGCGCGAGGCCAUCGCCGAGGAAGCCAAGGCCAAUGGCCGGAAAGUCGACUCCAAGAAAGCAAUUGAGAAGCUCAAAGACGAGGGUCGUUACGUUUUGGAAGUCUACUAG
Messenger RNA from Drechmeria coniospora, 3207 nucleotides. Its product is annotated as sulfite reductase. The transcript has a single exon. Gene Ontology annotation, molecular function: sulfite reductase (NADPH) activity; FMN binding; flavin adenine dinucleotide binding. NCBI's taxonomy places the organism in Eukaryota, Fungi, Ascomycota, Sordariomycetes, Hypocreales, Ophiocordycipitaceae. The coding region runs from base 1 to 3207 and encodes 1068 amino acids. The record is from RefSeq and is a predicted model, not a curated record. Gene Ontology annotation, cellular component: cytosol.